This is a messenger RNA of Gymnodraco acuticeps, 4834 nucleotides long. RefSeq names its product myelin transcription factor 1-like protein. Gene Ontology annotation, cellular component: nucleus. Lineage: Eukaryota; Metazoa; Chordata; Actinopteri; Perciformes; Bathydraconidae. The record is from RefSeq and is a predicted model, not a curated record. Gene Ontology annotation, biological process: regulation of transcription by RNA polymerase II. Gene Ontology annotation, molecular function: zinc ion binding; RNA polymerase II cis-regulatory region sequence-specific DNA binding; DNA-binding transcription factor activity, RNA polymerase II-specific.
AGCCCGGUUGGAGAUCUGGAUGAUGGCGGGGGAGUGGAUGUGGGGGGGCAGCCCGGGGGUCCGGAGGGCAGCGGCACCGUGCUGACGCCCCUGCAGCCGAUGUCUCCGCAGCGCCAGGCUCUGCUCAGCAGCCGGUGCUAUCAGCUGAGCGAAGCCGACUGCUGGGACCUGCCCGUCGACUACAAGAUCAAACGGAUCGGGGACGAGCACGACCACAAAGAGUCUUCUUAUUUCUCGUCCCUGCACCAGGGCGAUGAGAUGGACCCGUUCCAGGAGCUGAUGGACGAGCAGCGCUACCCGGCAGAGGUCACCAUGCCCAGCCCCAAACACCACAAGUACCCGCCCUGCAAGGAGGGCAAGAAGGAGCUCAUCACGUUGUCGAGCUGCCAGCUGGCCGACAAGAACAUCCGCGGGAUGAUGAGUCCUAACGCACAAGAACUCAGGUGUCCGACCCCCGGCUGCGAUGGAUCUGGACACAUCACUGGAAACUAUGCCUCCCACAGGAGUUUGUCCGGUUGUCCACGAGCCAAGAAGAGCGGCAUCAAAAUCCUCCACAGCAAAGAGGAAAAGGACGACCAGGAGCCAAUCAAGUGUCCAGUGCCGGGUUGUGACGGGCAGGGUCAUGUGACGGGGAAGUACGCGUCCCACCGCAGUGCGUCGGGCUGCCCCCUGGCGGCCAAGCGGCAGAAGGACAGCUACGUGAACGGGUCGCAGUUCGUCUGGAAGUCGGGGAAGACGGACGGCAUGAGCUGCCCGACGCCCGGCUGCGACGGGUCGGGACACGUCAGCGGGAGCUUCCUCACACAUCGGAGUCUCUCUGGUUGUCCCCGUGCCACCUCGGCCAUGAAGAAGGCGAGGAUGAGCGGCGUGGAGAUGCUGACAAUCAAGCAAAGAGCAAGCAAAGGCAUCGAAAAUGAUGAAGAAAUCAAACAGCUGGAUGAAGAAAUCAAAGAUCUGAACGAGUCCAACAAUCAAGUGGAGUCCGACAUGAUAAAACUGAGGACACAAAUCACCUCGAUGGAGACGAACCUGAAGUCCAUCGAGGAGGAGAACAAGGUGAUCGAGCAUCAGAACGACUCGCUGCUGCACGAGCUUGCCAACCUCAGCCAGUCGCUCAUCAACAGCCUCGCCAACAUCCAGCUUCCACACAUGAAACCGCUGCCACAGAAAGAGGCCCCAGUAAAGCAUAACUGCUGUUUACAGAUGCCUCCCAGAGAGCCAAUGAAUGAACAGAACUUUGACACUUAUGUGAGUACAUUGACAGACAUGUACACUCACCAGGACCAGUACCAGAGCCCGGAGAACAAGGCGCUGCUGGAGAACAUCAAACAGGCCGUUCAGGGGAUCCAGGUCUAGCCCUGGCUGAGGCCAAAAUAACAAAUGCAAAGCAAAAACAACAACAACAACAACAAAAAAUCAAAAAGAGGGUUACGGGUUGUUUUUUGCUGCUGUAAUCUACGAUAGCUCUUUUAAUUCUACUGCUGUUAUGCUCUCAACUCCAUGGGUAUCUUUUUUUUUAUCAUUUUGAUGUCGUUGCCUUGCUUUGAAAAACAACGUUUUAAACGAACAUUCACGUUUUGUACAUUUUCAUAUGACCUAAUAUAAUGUGAUGUACUGUUUAUAGCUGCUAAUGUAUGCACAUUCUAGUGUAUAUGUAUUUAUUUAUUUAUUGUAAGCUUGAAUCAUUUCUUAUUUUAACGUGAAAAAACUGGGCGUCACGGGUUACAUGGGGAGCAGAAAGGAAAAGGGGAAAGCUGAAGAGCAAUCAUUUUUGAAAGGCUUUUCUCACGAGCUGAAAACAGGUUGUUUAAUGGAUGUAAUUCAUUGAUAUUUGUAAUGUUUGAAAACAAUAUUACUGUAAAUCUUUAGCUAAAGUAGAAGAAGAACCGAUGCUUUAAGCAAGAAGAUUUCAAACAUCAUGACACGGAAACUUACUGGUGCAAAUCCCAUCAUCCCCUUCGGAGUUGUUUCGUUUUAAACCGUCGCUUUUCUUUGUUGGAGAACGAAGCGGAAAGACCAAUGGCUACAGAAAACGUAGGAGACAAUCUGCCAUUCUGAAUUUCUUUUAAUCAUCAACCUUGAACUAGCUAAUAACGCAAUGUGUCAGCAAUAUUGGUACGAUAAUAUUAAAUUGUUGGUUUAGAUAUGGGAUGCAAUCUAUAUGAAAAAAAAUGUUUGGGUAUAUGCAAUUUCUUAUGAAUAAAACUAGCAUAGAGCAGAUAGAUCUUUUUACUAACUAUAAAUGUAUUGCGUUUUGUAUAACCUUUUACUACAAUCAUGUUUUAGGAAUCUGACGCGGGUGAAAGGACUUUGGUUCUGUCAUGUUCGACUUUGCACAGGGACACCUUUGUUUCCAUGUUUUGAUGUUUUUAUUGUCAAUUAAGAGGCACUUGGCAGGCGUAUGGAUUUGUAGAUAUGAUUUUUUCUAUCUAAAGGCUGACGGCUCCACUGGACUUACAGGGUCAAACGUCCCCAUCCCAUCAUUGUAUAUUGCACUCGUUCUGUAGAAAACGUCUUUUCAAUCAUGCAUCCUAUUGUGUGAGACACAAUGGGAAAUGAUGGCAGACGACAUGAUGACCAAGCAGCACUUUUUAUUAUUAUCUUUGAUUGUUAUUGAAAAGAUGAAGAAAAACUAAGCCAGCAGUCGUGAACGCGACGUCUGCGCACUGAAUUUACCGACUGAGUAUUUGAUCUGAAUCGGCCUUACGUUGACAUUCAGUCUGAAAUCACAGUACUGACUGAACAUGUUUUCUGAACACCGUCGAUCAUGCAUGCACUUUAUUGGAGUUUGUCAAAGUAUUAUCCCGUGGUAAAUGAAGCAGAAACUGUACAGCGAGUUUGUGGAAACUGUGACUUUGAGCUGGUGAUUCCUGGAUGAAAGAACCCUGACACAGAUUUAACUGAGAAGACGAGUUACUUAAAGGAAAACUCCCCCUCUGGUCCCCCUACAUUGUUAACCUCCACCACUUUAAGUUUAUUUUAAAUCCUCUCUAAAACAUUACCCUUUUCUAUAAGUAUUGGAAAGGCUCCUUUUCUAUCCACAUAACAUUAUGUAUGGAUUGUAUUGCAUUGGUUAAUAUAAGAACUGUUUCUCUUUGGUCAACCUGACGAUAGAGAAAUGUGAGGAGCUUGUCUCGGCUGUGUAGGGUUCCAUAAAAGUAAAACUUACAUGUAUCUUCUGGGUAGACUAUGUUUGGAUACUGUCAGUUCAAUUGUCAAAAGAUGAACAGCUAUACUCGAAACAUAUUUGAGUCGAAGGAACAAACCUGUCUUCGGAAAAGAUAACGGUUUGUAAACUGUACCCUGUACAUUAUGUUGUAUGUCAUCAUUAUUGUUGUUCUGUUGUUUUUAUGUUACAUGUGAAACUAAUGUCCUGCAGGUCACCCUUGAAAAAGAGAUCUUUUGAUCUCAAGGGGCUUCACCUGGUUAAAUAAAGGCUACAAACACACGGUGAAAGUGAACUGCAACUCCCAAAGUGCAUUUUGGGGAAACACAUCCAAUCACAAAGUUUAAACCCCAGCUUUCCGUGCUCACCCUAAUGAAGAGUCGAAACAUGAAGAUUAUUCUUUUUGGAAAACUACAUUUUGAGUUCACUUUGAGUUAUUGGGGCCUUUCUGGACGAUAACUUUGGCGCUAAGCCUUUGUGACAUCUGGUUUAUUCUCCAUAGCAACAAUGGGUAUAUUGAAAUAUUUAGACCCAUCCACCAUAACAUAUUGGCGGUGAAAGAUUGCGAUUUCUCAAAAGCGAAAUCAUCAAUCUGGUUCAGUGUCGAACCUCAACCUUUUCCGAAAAUGAGCUCAGUUGCAGAUUUCCUACUUUUUUCAGAAUGCCUUUCAAUGGAGAAAGGGAUCAAAAGUCGUUGCAAUCGCUCAAAUAAUAAAUAUACAAUUAUUUUUGCCCUGAGGUAGCCACCCCCAAACUUUCCAUGUGACAAUAUGUUCAGCAUUUUGUUUUCUAAAUGAAGUUAGGCUAGAAGACAUCAAGAGUAUUUGAUAAUUAGGGGCUGGUUGGGCUUGAAAUACACACUUUAACUCACUUUAUCCAGCUCAAAUGUGUAGAAAAUAUGUAUAAAUAUAAUUUAAAAGACAUUUAAGGUGUUAACCAUCCUCAACUUUGACCAAAUCAUGAAGAUUUAAUUGGUGAAUGAGGAAAGGAUCCGGUUUCCAAUCAGUCUCCCACAGGAAGGAAAAGCAAACUUCAGACGGCUAACUGGGGGAGUUUUCCUUUAAAGAUGGACUUUUACUGCAAAGCCUCAUUCCCUGAUUUCACAUCUCUGUCCAAAGCUUUGUGUCUGCAGCUUCCUGCCAGUAAACCUCUGCAUUAGAUAGACUGACGGCUUGUAUUUUUUAUUUAGUGGGUUAUUCUUAACUGAAAACAAAGGAGAUGGGAGUUAAAGCACAAUUCUGCCACUUAAAGACAAUUCAAUAGACUAGAUAUUGUAAUAUCAGAUGUGAAAGCUAAACUGUAACUAUUAAAUAGAAAAAUCUCAACACUAACAUGUGACAUGCUAGAAUGCAAAAAUAAAUCCAUAUGAAUAUUUGUGAAAUCAUCAGUUUAUGAAAAUGUUAGUUUCUUUUGGGCGGUGCAUUGAUAAAGGGGUUUUUAUACAACAUUCAUUUUCUCUCCUUUUUACCCCUUUCUCUGUGUCACUCGCAAAAUUUCAACAACAGUUUUUCUUACCACAUGGCAUGGGUUUUGUUGAUAUUUUUGCUGUAUGUUUAAGGUCACGAGUUGCUACGUGAUAUUUUAAUUUCACUUGUGAAGUUUGUACAAUUUUUAUCAUGCUGGUGUUGGCAUCUCUUGCUCUGAAUAAAUCUUGUGUUGCAACACUGA